AUGCCAAUACAAUCUGCUAAGCUGCCACUAAAUGAAGUGUGGCAUAGAAAAGAAUUUGAAGCACGCAAGUCGCAAGAGACUUCCGAUUGGGCCCGAAGACAAUCUCUUGUCCCGUCGAGUCCACUUCCUUGCCUUGCCAACGCAACUUCAAGGCUCAAUUGCUAUGCGAUUGCGUCACCAGAUAAAUGGUGCUCGAAUUCUGUCAGUGGCCAACCAGAUGUCGGCUUGACUUGA
This is a messenger RNA of Protopolystoma xenopodis, 234 nucleotides long. The record is from the annotation of a GenBank genome assembly. Lineage: Eukaryota; Metazoa; Platyhelminthes; Monogenea; Polystomatidea; Polystomatidae.